UCCAUAAUUAUCUUACUGAUAUUUUUGCACCCCCCUCCAAAAGAUGUCAGCAUCCUACUGUCCUUAUUCUCCAGGAGAAAUCCCGUAGUUCAGACUCAGUGGAACACACUUAACGAUACCGUGUUGCCAAAUGCAAAAAUGUCAUGUCCGAAUAACAUAGCUCCCGGUAACUUCCUGAUGGAUUCCUUAAUGGGAGGAUCAUCUUCCUUCAGAGGUGAGGGUUAUUCCAGCAACCCCGGGAUGUACAUCCACACAGCUGCAGAGUACGGAUAUUCAGUGAUGAGAAACAUUGGGAAGGUUGGACCAUCUUCACUCCCCAAAAGAGACGAGGUUCCUCCGGGCGGUGUGUCGCUCAGCGGCUUCCAGGAUGCGUCCUACCUGUCAACACAGCUGGCCACAUGGACCCCAGGCUCAAAAACCAGUAGGGACGAACAACCUGUUGCCCAGUGUUUACAACCCUGCUUGUUUCCAGCGGGCAACGUCAAAGAGGAGGCGUGUUGUUGCCUCUAUCAGGAUGACAGCAAUAAGGCCAAAGAGACAACAGACUCGGCCACUUACAUCCGGCUCGGAGACAAUAGCUCCCGGCCUGAGCAAACCGCCUCGUCCAGUGGCUGUUUCCAGGUGUUCAACGGAGAGAGGCCGCAGCAAGACGAGCAGCAGUUCUCCGGCUUCUCUCUUACCCACUUGGCGACAUCUGUUGACUCAGAAUCGACACUAAAUUGCAGUAAAUCGGCGCAGGAUACAGCGAGAGAGGUUUUAAACACAGAUGAGAGUCAGAGCAGGAAGGAAGAGAAGACCAAGAGUGACAGCUGCUCAGAUAACUCGGACGGGGAAUUAAAAGAUGAUUUAUCCGCGGAAAAGACACCGGGAAGCUGGUUAAAAGCCAAAAGUGGAAGGAAGAAGCGCUGCCCCUACACAAAGCACCAGACGCUGGAGCUGGAGAAGGAGUUCUUGUUCAACAUGUAUCUGUCUCGGGAGCGCCGCCUGGAGAUCAGCCGGAGUAUCAACCUGACCGACAGACAGGUCAAGAUCUGGUUCCAAAACAGACGCAUGAAGCUGAAGAAGCUUAGCAGGGAGAGCCGAGAAAGGGGGCACAAUGCAGUUUUUAACUAUUCCUGAGGACAUUUAAACCACACAUACACUCACACACAUACACUACCCACACAUAUGCAUUUACAUGACAGGUAUAUACAGACAUGCAUGUGUAAUCUUAUGCAUUCAGUAGGCUAUCAUAUGCUAUCUAUCUAAUUUAUAUGCACACUUACACGCUAAACAUACACCGAACACACAUUCACAUAUCCACAGCGUAUACCUUGAACUCGCUGCAGAGUGAACACUUGCAACAGCGUUGGAACGAUGAGGUGCAAUUACCUUCCGAUGAUAAUUAUAAUAUAACAUGAAGCAAACGAAAGGAGGAGGCAAUACCAAUCAGUCUAUAAAUAACUCUUGGCAUUUAAGCAGUUUUAUUUCGCUGAGAUAUAAUGAAUGUUAAGCCACUUGUGCCGCUUCUUCGUUGGCGUCUGUUGCUCUGGCAUAGCCGUGCAAUGUAAUGUGCAUGCACAAGACGAUAUGAAGCUCAUGGCAAACCAUUCAAAAACAAUAAAAGGAGGGGGAAAUGGAAAGGUAUUACCAACUUUGUCCUUCCCCUGGCAUAGUGGUGCAAAUGAGAGGGAGGGAGAGACACUGCGGAUGAGAAAAGGUAGAUCAUGGCAGUUUUAAUAGAAGAGAGAGACCAUAACGUUGAUUUAAAUAUUAUCCAGGUGACCACAGUAAGUCAAGGUCAUAAAAUUAUAAUGUCAGGUUCGCCCUGGAAAGCGUUGGGGGUGGAUUUUAUGAUCUGCAAAUAUAAUGUGCUGCAGCAGUAAAGAUGCGUGUAAAGGUGUGUGGAGGAAGGCUAAUUCACACAGCAGAGACUGCAAUGUGCAGGAUCCAGCCGGGGCGCUGGGCUGGAAGAAGCAGCUGCCUCCACCCAGGAUAAUGGAUCUUCAUGGGAGCAGGAGAUAAGAAAGAUGGUGGAUAAAAGGGACCGCGACGGCUGCAGGAACAAUAACAACAGGCAUCACGGCAAACACGUGGAUAACUAAACACACCGGGAAAGCGUCUGUAGGAAGCGAGUGAAGAGGGAUCUUCGGGACAGUCACCGCCUCUCCAGCCGCUGCGUGUAUCCCCCCCGGAGGCAAUAAAGCCGCGACUGGGAAGGAAAAAAGGAGCCAUGCUAGAAAAGACUUUUCUCGGCAAACAGACAGCCUGCCUCCACGGGCUCCUUAUCGCCAGGGUGUGAAGACAGUACGCGGGAGAUGUGCACUCUGUUGAUAUUUCCCUCUCACCAUCGUGACCCCUCAGCUGCUCUGUUGGACCACAGCGAAGCCACAAACUACGGCGAGCCUAUCUGGGGCAGUCCAUCGGGUCAAAUUGAAUGCAUGGGACCGUGGAUUUAUCAGUAAAGAAAUGCAGGCUGUUCAAAGCAAUGUUGUCUGAAGAAAUAUCGCAAAAGCUUCUUUCGGCGCCCCAAAUUGCCAGCGGAAUACUUUUGAAGUCCAGAGCUCUGCCAUUGGAGGACGGUCACACGUGACUAUACGGCACCCUUCUGGUUGAACCCAGGUGAACAGUUCGGGUGCCCACUGGAGCCUCUGGUUCACUGCCAUGCCAAGGGCAGGCAGGACAUGAAGAG
Gymnodraco acuticeps is the source of this 2671-nucleotide messenger RNA. It is a transcript of the gene hoxc10a, whose product is annotated as homeobox C10a. Gene Ontology annotation, biological process: regulation of transcription by RNA polymerase II. The record is from RefSeq and is a predicted model, not a curated record. Gene Ontology annotation, cellular component: nucleus. The transcript is spliced from 6 exons. Gene Ontology annotation, molecular function: RNA polymerase II cis-regulatory region sequence-specific DNA binding; DNA-binding transcription factor activity, RNA polymerase II-specific. Bases 139 to 1119 code for a protein of 326 amino acids. Lineage: Eukaryota; Metazoa; Chordata; Actinopteri; Perciformes; Bathydraconidae.